Messenger RNA from Rhinocladiella mackenziei CBS 650.93, 1893 nucleotides. RefSeq lists its product as uncharacterized. The transcript is spliced from 7 exons. Bases 1 to 1893 code for a protein of 630 amino acids. The record is from RefSeq and is a predicted model, not a curated record. Lineage: Eukaryota; Fungi; Ascomycota; Eurotiomycetes; Chaetothyriales; Herpotrichiellaceae.
AUGACCGCUGAACUGAACCCAAUGUCGUCUGCCGGGCCUCUUCCUGAGAUCCCUCCGCUCAAAUUCGAGAAAGCUGUCAAACCAGUCGCGACGGCGAACCUUAGCAAAGAAGCCAAACAACAAUACAUCAUCAAUGAGAUCAAGAAGCUUCUCGAAGACAGCGAAGAUUUCAUUGGUCUUGUCCCUGGCGAAAAUAACAUACCUGAGAUCCUGGUCUCUCCCAACUUAGAACAACACAAAUAUUCAAUUCUUGGAGACGCAUGUGGGAAUUUCACAAAGUACAUGAGCGACCGCAAUCCCACUUUAAGAAGAAAUGUGGGCACUUCAUUGUGCCGCCAUUCGAAGGCUCUUAAGCAGGAACCCGAGAGAGAAACGCGAAUACCUGGCGGUUCGAUAUCGUACCCUUUUCAGCGUCCAACAAAGCGGCACCGAUCGAGAACAUUGAAUGCAGGAAGCCAAUCCAAACCCAGGGUUCCCCAGAGUGAGCGAAGAUUGAAGCUGGUCUCCGAAGCUCCUGCCGCCCAAAUCAGAGUAGACGACCGCGAGAAGCUGGAACAAUGGUUCGAGGAGGCAUUUUUGACCUUGCAGCAAGUGGCAUGUCGUCUAGUUGCCAAGGUCUGGAUCAAAAAGAUCCACCCUAAAAAGCAAUCAACUCAUCCUUACAACGGACAAAUGCCACGUGGUGAGCCUGCCGAUUCAAACCGGACUAGGCCGCCCUACUGGCCACCUGAUGUCAUUCACCGAGAACCAGAUCAUAUAGGUCGCGAUGAUAGAACCAACCUUCUGGUUCAUCUCAUUUUGAACACUCCCCAGCCAAUCAUCACAAGUCCUCCAGAUCCACAGAACCAGCAAACGGUGAAUGCUCGUGGGCUGUUUGAAUGCCUCGAAUUGAAGAGGAGUGAAUUGAGAGAAGAUCGUUGGGAAAUCAUCCAGCAGAUCAUCAGAGCCAGAGAGAUGAUGGAACAAUACGAGGCCGGGGAGAUUGACGGCGAUUCACUCGUAUUCCUGAGCGAUUACAGUCACGGUUCAAGGAUGACACCAAAUGAGAGCGACAAUGAGGCGCUUGAGCAAGAAGGUCCUAGCCAAGGUGGCUCCAGCCAUGGCUCUCACGAGGAAGACCUUGGUGACGAACCUGACCUGACAUCGACUUCGUCCACCCGGCCUUCUCCUGCAGAUCAGGUGCAUCUUGACGGCCGCCUUCAUUUGGGCAAACUUCGGAGCUCGGGGGGCGUCGAAGGUUCACAUGGACGUCGCCCCGCUGGACGACGAUCGCGUUCUGCCAUCAAUGGAAGCAUUGCGACGCCUGCGAUUGCACUCCAGCCUGCUCAAGAAGUCUCGAGUGAGAGGACGAUGAACGUUCGCAAGUUCAAGUCUCAUGUUGAUGGCUCACCGAUUGAUACAGUCAUGCAGUUCCCUAGACCUAAUGUCAACCAGGUCCAUAGUAGGUCUGGACUGAUGGUGAACAUAUCACAACAAUUACCGUCUAGGACCUUUGAACGAGAUCUCGACAGUCACUCGGAAUCCCAAGAAAUGAUGCAUGUUCUUCCACAAUCUGGCCCUCGUCCACCUCAACCGGGACUUGAGAUUCAACCCUGGAUGGGAAUGAUGCCAGACAUGGGACCAGAGCCACCCGAGCACAUAUUUGGAAUCCACCCCGACAUGGCAACGCAACCACAAGAGAUGACGUACCAAUACUUAGACCCAGCUUCGCGCGACAUGGACAGCAGAGUGCAGAACUGUGUAUCUGUGAUAAAUCCAAUGCACUAUCAAGACUACAACGACGGGAGUCGGCGGAAUUUGCCCGUUCGGGUCAUGGACACUUCGUAUCCGGGAAUGCUUCCCCAGCAAGAUUACAACAUGGACAUGAUAGCCGGACCCUUUUAUCCAGUGUGA